Messenger RNA from Botrytis cinerea B05.10, 1340 nucleotides. RefSeq lists its product as hypothetical. Lineage: Eukaryota; Fungi; Ascomycota; Leotiomycetes; Helotiales; Sclerotiniaceae. The record is from RefSeq and is a predicted model, not a curated record. The transcript is spliced from 2 exons. Bases 589 to 774 code for a protein of 61 amino acids.
GGAAUACGAUGAGUGAGAUAGGUAGGUGGCAGGUAUAAGAAUGGUCGAUCUCCGUUUCUGGAGUUGCGUACGCUCGAUAUCUUUUUUUCCCAGACCAAAUCAUAUUCAAUCGUUUAUCUUGCAGUUAAUCUUUGACCUGCCUUAUCCAUUCAAUUGCAUUCACAGUCCCCGCUUUGCUGCAGGUCUAUCUGUGAAGCCGUUUCAUCUUCGUCUGAGUCCUGAGCAUUUUUUCUUCGAGGAGGGCCAGUGCCUUUGGUUGCAUCUUUGUGGGGUAAAGUCUAGAUUGGUAACGAUUUACUUGGGAGAUUAUCCGUACGACUCUUUUCUUUGUUUUGUUGAGGGAGGGCAAGAGUAUAGAUAUAAGAGACAUCCGCUUUGGGGUUUCUUUCGUCUUGGUAUACCUCAACUUCAUUUCAUAAUCCCACAUCCGGAUUUCGUUUCGUUCAUUGCUCGACGCGAUCGAAACGUUUGAUAGUUUGAAAACAUACGGAUUAUCCACCUAUCAAGGAUAUUUUUCUAUAAUAUCUCGAACAUAUAUAUUCACACCAAUCCUCUCACAUAUACGAGUCUUCGACUUCAGACCUCAAGAUGUAUUUCUCGUCGACCUUUCUCUUCGUGACAGCUGCUGUACUCAGUACCUUUUCACUCGUUACAGCCAGGCCAAUGCCUUGCAGCGAUGCAACAAGAGAUCUUGUACUCAGAGGAACCUUAGAUCCAAGCGCAUGUUGUAGUUAUGGUGUAUGUAAGGGGCUUGUAAAUGUCCAAGGUGGUUGAGCGAACUUUACCUUUAAUUGUACGAAGGGGAUAUGAUGAAUGAAAAGGGACGUCACUAUCGUCAUUUCGAGGGAUAUUGAGGCACAACCCGUUGUCGGAUUGAAUAUUUGGGGUGUUACAUCGGCGUUCAUUACACAACUUCACAGUCUACACAAUAAGAUUGGAUUUUUGUUAGGUGUUCAUGGCUAUGAUCACCUGUUGGGUUACAAGGUCGCCACGAGAAUAAAUACCGGCGAGCGGCCAUCGGAGUUGUAGGAAUGGAAUUGGGAGUCGGUUUUACACAACGGAACACUCGACAAUAGUUCGUGGAAUCCGGUGAUGGAUAUAUGGGUUUGUGGUAUCAAUUACCCCGGGUUGUAUGCAGAGUUUAAUACAUAUGCAUCGUUUAUAAGAAGUUUUUGAUGAAGGAACGAAAGUUCUCGUGCCUCUCACCUUUAAUCUCGCGCAAUGUCUUGUUUUGUUGUCCCCUGCAUAUCUACUUGGGUAUAUAAAGCCUGCCACCGCCGUCAACGACUAUGAACCUAUCGUGUGAUCAGUAUCAGUUACAUUGUAAUAAUACGUUGCCA